AUGGCUUCUAGAGCAAUCUUGAGGAGGAGGAAAUCUAUUUCUGAUUAUCUGAAUUUCUCUGCUCGAUCGAUUCAAUGUUUCCAAAAUUUGUGUCAUGGGCAAUCUACUCAGUAUUCAGAGUUUCACAGUAAAAGUCCUGUUGGAAAUCACGAUCUAGAUAACAAAAAAGAUGGUGCUGGAGUUUUACUGGCAAAUGAGGAAGUACUCAAAUUUUCAGCACUUGCACUCUUUAGGCGUGGAUAUUGUGGAAUUAAGAUAUCUGGUUAUGGGAAUGGAAGAUUGCAGUUUGUUUCCCCCAUGGAGGUCAGGUUGAUGUCACAAGCCAUACGUUAUGCUUCCACAGCCACUGCAGGUCGACCUGAUUUGGGUAGCGACGAUGAGGGAAAUGAGGAUUUGGUUGCUAAAAGGAGAAAGGAAGCAUCUCCGGAGGAAUGUGAUCAGGCAGUUGAAGGUCUGAGUACGGCAAAGGCCAAAGCAAAAGUGAAACGCUCACAGGAGUCUCAAAAAGUUGCUAAAUCUCUUCUACAAAGAGUAUGGGCCACAUUUUUUGGGAUUGGUCCAGCUUUGAGGGCUGUAGCUUCUAUGAGCAAGGAAGACUGGGCACGGAAACUUCUUCAUUGGAAGCAUGAAGUUGUAUCAACUUUGCAACAUUACUGGUUGGGCUUUAAGCUUCUGUGGGCUGAUGUGAGGAUCAGUUCAAGAUUGCUGCUAAAACUUGCUGGUGGGAAGAGUCUCUCUAGGAGGGAGAGGCAACAGCUUACACGAACCACGGCUGAUAUUUUCAGGCUGGUUCCUUUUGCAGUAUUUAUUAUAGUUCCUUUCAUGGAAUUCUUGCUGCCGGUAUUCCUGAAGUUAUUUCCCAACAUGUUGCCCUCAACCUUUCAGGACAAGAUGAAAGAACAGGUACUGAUUCAAUUGGUCUGA
Messenger RNA from Ilex paraguariensis (yerba mate), 924 nucleotides. Lineage: Eukaryota; Viridiplantae; Streptophyta; Magnoliopsida; Aquifoliales; Aquifoliaceae. The record is from the annotation of a GenBank genome assembly.